Molecule: messenger RNA, 1435 nt
Organism: Paramecium pentaurelia
Lineage: Eukaryota; Ciliophora; Oligohymenophorea; Peniculida; Parameciidae
Source: the annotation of a GenBank genome assembly
UAGGUAUGUUAGAGGCUGUUGCUUAAUAUAGUAGUUUCCGAGCUAUAAGAGAACUAAGAACUGAACAUUAAUAGUAUUAAGGCCUGAUUCUUGAUAGCAUGUUAAAAUAUCAAUUUGGUUAGAAAAUUGGAGAAGGCACUUUUGCAUAGGUCUACAUAGGGGCUUGCAAUAAUGAAUAGGUAUAUACAUAAUAACAUAACUUCAGGUGGCUAUUAAGGUGCUCUAGAAGGAAUCUCUUAAGACUGAUCGAGACAAAUUUAGAGUCAAUAAGGAAAUCGAAUUACUAAACAAGGUCAAUCAUCCCAACAUAGUUAAGAUGAAGGAAGUAAGUUAUCAUGUAGAGAAUAUAGAUAGUAGAGGAUGAAGAGUCCAUAUAUUUGAUAACUGAGUACGUUUCAGGCGGGGAGUUGUUCGAUUAUAUUGUAGAGUAGUAGAGGUAAAUUCCAUACUAUGGUAGACUUACAAUUGGAGAGGCUAGACAUAUUAUUAGAUAAUUAGUAAAUGCAAUUGAAUAUUUGCAUGGUUUAGGGAUAAUUCAUAGAGACCUUAAGCCAGAAAAUAUUUUAAUGAGAGAUGAUGGAGAUAUUUGUUUGAUAGAUUUUGGACUUUCAAUGGAAGUCACAAGAGGAUAGCUAUUAGUAACACCUUGUGGAAGUCCUUGCUAUGCUGCUCCUGAAAUGUUAGAAGGCAAAAAUUAUGAUGGAACAAAAACUGACAUUUGGAGUUGUGGUGUAAUUCUUUAUGCAAUGUUAUGUGGUUAUUUACCUUUUGAUGAAGAAAAUACAUAAGUAAUGUUUUAUUGAUUAUAUUUCAGGAUUUGUAUGAGAAGAUCAAACAAUGUUAAUAUACGAUUCCUAAUUCUUUGCAUAAAGAUGCUAGAGAUCUUAUUAGCAAAAUACUUACUUACGAAGAUUAGAGAAUUAAUAUUGAAUAGAUCAAAAUACAUCCAUUUUUUUUGGAUGAUAAUGAGGAGGAGAAUAAUAAUAAUGAAUUAUCCAUUGAAUAAAUUGAAUAGCCUAAUUAAUUUUAAGAAAUUCUAGAAGACUAAAUAUAAUAAGCCUCCUUUAUAUAAUCAUAACAUUAAGAAGAAGAGACUAUUGAAUAUGUUCAACCUAUUUUAGAAGUCUAAAAUAGACCUAGAGGACAUACAUUAAAAAGAGAAUCUAUAAUGAAUGAAUUGGAAGUCAAUAUUAAUACAAUAUAGCCUUAAAAUAAAUUUGAAUUACCUCUUCAAAAUAAAGAGAAGAAGAAUCUUAAGACUAUUGAAGAAGCAUUUCAAAUAAUUCAAGAAUCUUCAAGAUAAAAAGAUAGAAAAAUAACAGAAGAAUAACAAUAAUCAUAAAUUUAAUUACCUUUUAAACCAGCUAUGAAAAUCAACACAAAUAAACCAUAUACUAAAAUUAAGUAUGUACAAACUAUUAGAUAUCGUUAUUGA